AUGUCUUCCACUUCUCCCGCCGGUAAGCGCAAGCGCAGCGCUUCCCAUCUCCCCGUUCCUCAGCCCACAACUGAGCUCCAGCCUUCUUCGCGCGACGCGUCCGGCGAGGAAGGCGGCGAGGACUCGACCGGUCCUACCAAUGCGCCACCUAAAUCCAAGACACAGGACUCCACCACUUCCUCUCACAAACGCGCCCGUAAGAGCUCCGGCGCUGCGUCGGUGACCGCGAAUGGUGCCGACACCCCGAUACACAAGGAGGACCCUGGGGAGCCCUCCGAGACCACUGUGGCUUCUUCCGACAUCGAGAAUCCCCCUCGGACUCGACCUGGUCUUCACAUUGACUUGCCCAAGGACCAGGAGUCCAUGCCUCCGCCGCAACGUGGUGUGUUGCAAGACCCGGUCGGUUACAAGACCAACCCGCCGCCAAAGGGACGGCCGGUGCGAGUCUACGCGGAUGGAGUCUUCGAUUUGUUCCACCUUGGUCACAUGAGACAGCUUGAGCAAGCUAAGCAUGCUUGCCCCGAUACCUACUUGAUUGUCGGUGUCACUGGCGACGAGGAGACGCACCUUCGCAAGGGUCUCACUGUGCUGAGUGGUGCCGAGCGAGCUGAGACAGUGCGGCAUUGCAAGUGGGUGGACGAGGUUAUCCCCAACUGCCCAUGGGUGGUGACCCCGGAGUUUCUGUCGGAGCAUCAGAUUGACUACGUCGCCCACGAUGACCUGCCUUACGAGGCGGCGGAGGGUGAUGAUAUUUACGCGCCCAUCAAGGCUCAGGGCAAGUUCCUGGUUACUCAGCGCACAGAGGGAGUCAGCACCACAGGUCUUAUUACUCGCAUUGUCCGAGACUACGACCAAUAUAUCUCCCGUCAGUUCAAGCGCGGUGCCUCCCGCCAGGAACUCAAUGUGUCUUGGUUGAAGAAGAACGAGCUGGAGAUCAAGCGACACGUGGUGGAGCUCCGGGACAACAUCAAGAACAACUGGACUAUGACCGGCCAAGAGCUGGGUCGGGAACUGCGACAGAUCUGGCAGAACAGCCGGCCCAGUAGCCCGGCACCUAGUGCCCGCAACAGUGUUGAUUACGGCAGUGCUCGUGGUCCCCUGGCCAGCCCAACGGGUGGUAGCAAGUCGCACCUGUCUCGUGUGGAGGCACUGAACCGUCCCGACAGCCCGAUGGGUGGUGCCCGGAACGAGGACUUUGCAACUGGUUACAGCCUGGGUUUGAUUGGCGGUGUACGAGCAUGGAUGAUGCGUAGCCGUCUUUCCCUCGAAACCCCCAGUCAAAUGCACUCGCCCACAGAAGAAGAGGAGCCCGAGUCCGAGCAGACUAACGGCUACGAUGAUGAACUUCGUGGCCGAAAGGGUGUCUCGGCCCAGUAG
Molecule: messenger RNA, 1377 nt
Organism: Penicillium longicatenatum
Lineage: Eukaryota; Fungi; Ascomycota; Eurotiomycetes; Eurotiales; Aspergillaceae
Product: choline-phosphate cytidylyltransferase
Exons: 4
Coding region: 1-1377 (458 amino acids)
Biological process (GO): CDP-choline pathway
Cellular component (GO): nuclear envelope
Molecular function (GO): choline-phosphate cytidylyltransferase activity; phosphatidylcholine binding
Source: RefSeq, a predicted model, not a curated record